CCACGUGUUAGGGAAGACGGGAUACAGACCCCCAACUACAUCAUCCACAGUCUUCAUUCAUUUUUGUUUUUGUUUUGCUUGGGGGAAAAAAUAUAUAUAGGCUCGCGUGCGCGCAGAGACAGAUUUCCCGGGUUCAUAAUGAUUUGCCGAAGAACAAGAACCCGAUGACGUCGUCACGGGGACGGUUGGUGCUGGUGGUGGAACCGACUCAGUGAAGAAAAGAAAUGGCGAUGCUCGGAGGCUAUAGCGCAGCACCUCACAAGAAGAACGCCUCGGACGGGAGCAACGACGUGUCCGAAUUCGUCUGUCCAGUUUGCCUCGAAAUAUUCGACAGUCCCGUGACAACACAGUGUGGACAUACGUUUUGCCACAGUUGUUUGCAGGAAUGUCUGCGUCCACAGAAGCCCGUUUGUGCUGUAUGUCGAGGUGCUCCGGGCCACUGGACUAAAGCUGCUCAACUCGAGGCACUCAUUCAAUCUUCUGUGGCAGCCUGUAAGGGUUGUGGCACACAGGUUGGGCUUUCUAAGAUGAGAAGCCACACAGCUGCCUGUUCAAAAUACCAGGAGUACAUUGAGGAGGGAGUCAGGACAACUGCCCAGAGUCAGCCUGCCAUCGUCAGUUCGGUGCCAAAUCGCUACACCUUCACCUGCCCCUACUGCAACUGCCAGAACCUCGACCAGGACGGCCUGGUUGAACAUUGCACAACCCAACAUGCUCGAGAUGCACGCCAAGUGGUGUGCCCCAUCUGUGCCUCGAUGCCUUGGGGAGAUCCUAACUACAGGAGUGCUGACUUUUUCCAGCACCUGAAGAUCAGACACACUUUCUCCUAUGAUACAUUUGUUGAUUAUUCCACAGAUGAGCACACAAUGAUUCAGGAGGCUUUACAGCGCUCCCUUAUGGACCACUGAAGUGUGAAAACAAUCCACCGGUGGAGGGAAUCCAGUCAAAUGAAGGGAUGAUGGUCUUGAAAAGACAAAAACACACAGUGUCAUCAUUCAUCUAGAAUGGGGAUGGUGGUACUGACUUAUGGGUAAUUAUUUUUCAUAGGGAACUGGUAUCGUAACUAUGAGUAUAUAGGUUUAUUAUUCUGAAAAUAAAUCACGCAAUAUGGUUAAAAAAAACAAAAACAUAUUGUACUGUUUGAUUUAGGAGUAAUACUGUGUUUCUGGUGUGAUAAUCACUUAUCUUCCCCUCCCCCCAGCUGAGUCUGUAGACUGGAUAGUUUGUUAGGUAUCUGCUAAACUAUGUUUAAGCUGUUUGUUUAUCAAUGACAAAGUGUCAUCUAGCAACAAAACAUCCAAACUUGUGAUUUAAAAAUUCUGCAGUCAAUACUUGAUGUUAUGAGAGGGUCUAACCACUAGGUGGCUACCUAUUGCCAGCAGACAACAAACUUCACUCCGUGAAGUCUUCAAGUAACAGAAAAAUAUAUUAUACUAAUUCUACUCGCAUGUUUAUGCAAAAAGUUAAAAAGGGUAAAGGGACUUUUAUUUCUUUUUUUUUUUUCUUUUUCUUUUUUUUCUUUGUUUGUUUUUUUGGUUUGUUUUUUUUACCACAGUUUUUCAGCAGAUGGGGGGGGGGAACUCUGUCUUUUCAGUGCUGUUUUUGAUUGAAGCGCGUGUGUUUGUGCAUUAGAGUGUGGCUGGGUGUGUUCAUUCUGUUUUGACAGAUCUACUGGUAAGAAUAAACAAUGAGGGUCAGACACAGCCAGAGAUGGCAUUUUUGCUUUUUUGUGAUGUUUCUCCCUUAUGUCUUUGUGCCUGCUGGUAGAUCUUGUUUUCAACCUUCCAGAACUCAUAGGGCUAACACAGUAGUUCAUUCAGUGAAUCUACAGAUGCAAGUAUUUAAAAAAAAAAAAAAAAAUCAAAAAAAAAAAUCAGUGUGUUUGGGUUCAUUUGGUCACUUUCAUGUGAGAGUUUAUUUGCAUGUGUCUAAACCACAAGAGGGCAGUAGAGUUCUACAUUUCUGUGACAACAUGACAACAGCUGGUUCUUGCAGGACAUAAUUGAAGACAGAUUUCAUUCUAUAAGUGUGCUUUACCCAGUGCUUUGUUCUCCACUUAUUGCUUUUGUUUUAAUACAAAAAUCACUGGUAUUUGAAUAUUUAGGUUUUUGGUGGGGUUGUCAUUGUUAAAACAAAAUAACCACAAUUUCAGUUUGUGCAGUUGAUGAAGUGACAUAACAAAAUACUUUAAAUGUAACUUAUUGAUGUGUGUUUCUCAUGCCCAGUGUCUCAGAUGGUCUUUACUAAAAACACUCCAGUUU
Molecule: messenger RNA, 2261 nt
Organism: Neolamprologus brichardi
Lineage: Eukaryota; Metazoa; Chordata; Actinopteri; Cichliformes; Cichlidae
Gene: rnf114
Product: ring finger protein 114
Biological process (GO): ubiquitin-dependent protein catabolic process; protein polyubiquitination
Molecular function (GO): ubiquitin protein ligase activity
Source: RefSeq, a predicted model, not a curated record